This is a messenger RNA of Myripristis murdjan (pinecone soldierfish), 844 nucleotides long. RefSeq names its product proteasome maturation protein (gene pomp). Gene Ontology annotation, cellular component: cytoplasm; nucleus. The coding region runs from base 76 to 501 and encodes 141 amino acids. Lineage: Eukaryota; Metazoa; Chordata; Actinopteri; Holocentriformes; Holocentridae. The transcript has 6 exons. Gene Ontology annotation, biological process: proteasome assembly. The record is from RefSeq and is a predicted model, not a curated record.
UGUUUCGUCAUAUGUAUGCGACCCAACAGGAAGUUCGUCGUAAUCUGAAAGGAAAGUGGAAGAAACAAACCCACAAUGAAUACCCGAGGACUCCGCUCUCAGCUGAAGGACAGUGUACCAGUGGCAGGUUUGUGUCCACAGGGGACGUAUGGAGUCCAAGACACUCUCCGCGGCGGCUUUACCAGCGUGAAGAAUGAGCUGCUUCCCAGCCACCCGCUGGAGCUGUCUGAAAAGAACUUCAAGCUGAACCAGGAGAAGAUGAAUCUGUCCACACUCAGGAACAUCCAGGGUCUCCACGCUCCACUCAAACUGCAGAUGGAGUACAGGGCAGCAAGACAGAUCCAGCGUCUGCCGUUCUUACAGAGUUCAAACCUGGCUGUGGACACGUUGCAAGGGAGCGACGAGUACAUCGGCUUCGAGGACAUCCUCAAUGACCCAGCUCAGAGCGAGAUGAUGGGCGAGCCACACAUUAUGGUGGAGUACAAGCUGGGCUUGCUGUGAAACAGGACACAUACACAUCACAUUACUUAGAUACACAUUUACUAUAGGUGAUCAUUUGUGUGCUAACAAGAGGCACUGACUCAGGUCCUGGAAAAUUACAAAAGCAAUCUUUCACAUAGAACCAGGCUUUUACUGAGGAGAAACUGGCACCUCAGUAAAUGGCUUGAUGAUGAAGAAGUGUGCAAAUUGCAUGGAUCUGAGUGACUGCCUCUUGAGUUUUAUCAACAUCUGCUGUCGGGGCAGGCGUUCAAACUUCAGCAGCUCCCAUGAGACACAUUGCAUUCAGCGCUGCUUUUGUAUGGUUGGAUUCCCUGUGAUAUUUCUAAUAAACUCCAGAACAGUC